AUAACACAAAAACAACUUCGACAAUUGGUUUUAUUUUGUCGCCGUGCAAUUAAUGAAAUAAAUGAUAAUGAAUUAAAACCACAAUUAGAUACAUAUUUACGAGCAUUAGUACCAUUAGAAGAAUGUCUUAAAUCACCUCCUACUCCAUCUUUACCAUCAACUCCACCUAUUAAUGAACAACAAACAGAACAUACUCAUCGACAUCAUCAUCAUCAUCAUCAUAAAAAAGCAAAUGGAGCACGAGAUACAUCAAGUCAAAAAUCUGAACGUAUUGAAAAUAUACAAUUUCCUGAAGAAGUUAUUGUUUUUACAUUAGAAUCUAGUGAUAGUGAAUGUCCCGGAAUGUUAUCUGAAGACAAAGUUUUACAAGAAAAUGAAAGAACAAAAUUAAUAAAAACAUCAAGUACAAAUGAAUUUGAUCAAUCAGCUACUGAAAAACGAUUACGUUUUCGUUUAAAUGAUAAUUAUAGUGUUGGUAAUAUAAGUGAUAAUUUAGAAGGUCUUGAAGGUAUAAGUGAAGGUGCUGCAUCAACAGGCAAUUUAAGUGUUACAUCAUCAUGUGAUGAUCUUGAUAAAGCAACAAAUGAAAUUGAAACUGAUCAAUUAUUUGAUAAUGCAUCAGUUAGUGGAAGAGCAACACCAAAUUUAUCUGGUCGUGAUACACCUUCGUCACAUAUUAGUCUUGAUAGUAGUGAUCGACGAACAACAAGUACAAAUAAUGCUCAUGUUCAUACACAAGAUAGUGUUAUAAAUAGUCAAACAGCAACAACUAUAAAUACAAAUCAUAAUUCUCUUAUGGGAUCAGUACAACGUGGACCAGUUUUACCUGUUGUUGUACAAAAACCAUUCCGUGAAGAUGUACCAGAUAAAUUUAAUUUAUUUGAUUUGCCACAACAACGACCAACUUUAGAAGCAGGUAUUUACAUAAAUAAAAACAAAGACAAAAACUAUUAGCACAAGCUCUGAAGAAUUAAAAUGUAAAACACGAUGUAACUGUUCUUGCUAAUCAUAGAGAGAGAGAGAUUGUUUUAUUCUAUCUAUUUUCAAACACAUUUCUUCACCAUCCUUUUACUUAAAAUUCUCCAGAAAUGCAACAAAGAGGUAGUUCAUAUAUUAUAACAAGAUGUUAUUAUGAUAUACAUAGACAUGUAAGUCAAUGCAUUGAUUGGCGAUGGCGGCUACAAAAGUCUUAUGCAAGAAGGGUUCCCAGAUGAUAAACUGCUUUUAAGCUAGAACUAUAUUCAAUGGGUAAGGUCUAGAGAGUAAGAAGAUACCCUCGAAUGAUUCGAAUAGCUGGGCCUUUGUUGCUGAGAUAUCGAAUUUUUAGUGGACGUUUCCUGUAGAGCUUCAGUUUUCAAACGAAAUCAUACUUUUGAGUUUUGAUCUGAAACUUUGCCCAUAUAAAGGUAUCAAUUAGGCUAACUUGUAGAAUUUGUGUCUUUAUGUGAAUAAAGUUUCAAAUCAAAAUUCAUAACUAUAAUUUCGUUUGAAAACUGGGGUCCUACAGGAAACAUCGACUAAAAAUUUGAUAUCUCAGCAGUAAAGUUCCAGCUGCUCGAAUUACUCUAGAAUAUUUAUCUAUUCACUAAGCCCUAUCGAUUGAAUAUAGUCCCAGCUUAAAAAUGAUUUAUCAUUCGACGGCCUUCUCUCGUCAGGCUUCGGAGAGAAUCCAAAUUGUUACUCUGACACUUUAAUACUUCUUUUUGAUCGUAUUUCAUCAAAAGAAUGAUUUUC
Rotaria sordida is the source of this 1734-nucleotide messenger RNA. The record is from the annotation of a GenBank genome assembly. NCBI's taxonomy places the organism in Eukaryota, Metazoa, Rotifera, Eurotatoria, Philodinida, Philodinidae.